AUGGGCAAGGAUACUGUGCACGACAAGUCUUCUGAAUUAGAUGCUGAAAAAUGCUCGACCGCCAAGGACUCAGAGUCCGUUGAAGACGCGAGAACUCCCAACUUCAAUCCGAAAGCUGAGUCGAGGGUCGUACGGCGCAUAGACAUGCGAUUGUUGCCCGCAUCGAUGUUCAUCUAUCUGCUCUCCUUCUUAGACCGCUCGAAUAUCGGGAAUGCCAGAAUCCUCAACAGCACGACAGGUGAUUCCCUGGUGCAGACGACUCGGAUCUCAAACCAGCAAUACCUAGAUGCCCUUCUCGUCUUUCUCAUUGCCUUUGCACUUUUCGAAGUUCCCUCGAACUACAUGCUGCACAGGUUUCGCCCCAGUCGCUGGAUUGCAUUUCUCAUAAUGGGAUGGGGAUUGAUGACGAUGGUGAUAGGAGCAGUGAAGGACUUUGCAGCGCUCGUAAUCGUCCGUAUCCUUCUCGGAGCUUUCGAGGCGGGACUCGUUCCCGGAAUCGUAUACUGUCUGAUGUUCUGGUAUAAGCAAGAUGAGCGAGCUCUCAGAAUUGCGUUUAUUAUAGGCUGUCCGACCUUAGCUGGUGCUUUUGGUGGAGCAAUUGCGCUCGGCGUCGGUCACAUGGACGGGAUACGGGGGCUACAAGGGUGGCGCUGGCUCUUCAUUCUGGAAGGGAUUCCUUCCUGUAUAUGCGCAGUUUUGGUCUACUUCUUCUACCCCGACCUCCCCGAGACUAGCAGGUGGCUUUCGGCAGAGGAGCGCGCUCUCGCUUCAAACCGGACUCGGAUCGAAGGCGUUGCGUCGCUGGGCCAUGAAAAAGUAACAUGGGCCGAAGCGAAGGCGACCUUGGUGGACUGGCGACUCUAUCUACACUACGCAGCGAGCAUCUCGUACUCCGUGGCAUUGUCGAGCAUCACACUCUUUUCUCCGACCAUCGUGUCUGGCCUCGGAUACGAGGGUCUGACGGCCCAGCUCUUCACUGUCCCCCCAUACGCUAUUGCGUUCAUCAUCACUCUCUUCAUUGCUUGGCAAGCGGACAAACGAGGCUUGCGCUGCUGGGCCGCCUUUGCAUGCUUUAUUAUCUCGGGUAUAUGCUUCCUGGUCCAAGGUCUACUGCCUUCGGACGCCUUCAAGGCCCGGUAUGGGCUGCUAUGCGUAGCCGUCCCUUUUUCGUUUGCUAUGGAGCCAUCCCUUCUCAGCUGGCUCACCGCAAACGUUCGAGGCACUAGCGCAGCCACGCUUGCCGUACCGAUGAACUUAGCUAGUGGGCAAAUAGGUCAAAUUGUUGGUAUCUACAUUUACAAAAACUCCGAGGCGCCUGGCUAUCCAACGGGACAUUUCACGAAUGCUGGGUUCCUUCUUGUUGGAGCUAUUGUUGUCCUUAUAUUGCGCGCCAUAUACAUCCGACGCAAUCGCUCUCUAUCUGUAACAGAUUACAAGUGGCAGCUCUAAGGCACCAAACAGAAUAAACACCUAGCCGU
Phanerochaete carnosa HHB-10118-sp is the source of this 1478-nucleotide messenger RNA. RefSeq lists its product as uncharacterized. Gene Ontology annotation, molecular function: transmembrane transporter activity. Gene Ontology annotation, biological process: transmembrane transport. Gene Ontology annotation, cellular component: membrane. The record is from RefSeq and is a predicted model, not a curated record. The transcript has 8 exons. Bases 1 to 1449 code for a protein of 482 amino acids. Lineage: Eukaryota; Fungi; Basidiomycota; Agaricomycetes; Polyporales; Phanerochaetaceae.